AUGAGAAUUCCAGUUCUUCGGUUAUGUGGCAACCACGCAAAUUUCCGAGAUUCGUGGGCUCGGAAUCGUCGCGCCUUUAGAGAAACAAAGGUGAAUCUUCCGUGGGAAUUAAUAGAAGAAAUACUCUAUAGAGUCCCAACCAAAUCUCUUAAACGAUUAGGCUCUACUUGCAAACAAUGGAACGCUUUAUUCGAAAACCAAAGAUUCACCAAGAAGCACUUUGACGAAGCUCCAAAGCAGUCGAUGGUUCUCAUGUUAAAGGAUUUUAGGGGUUGUCCUGAUGAUAGACUCGUUGUUUGGAACCCGUGUUUGAGAGAAACCAGGUGGAUUCAACACAAAGCUGAUUACAUGAAAUACUCAAUGUUUGCUCUAGGAUACCAAAACAACAAAUCUUGUCGUAGCUACAAAAUCUUGAAGUGUUGUUGGAACCCUAAUGCAUUUGAAGUCUAUGAGUUUAGCUCUGAUUCAUGGAAAGUUUUUGAUAAGUUUUCUUUGGAAGACUCCAUACCAUUUCAAACUGGUGUGUGUUUGAAGGGAAAUAGUUACUUUGUUACAAUAAAGAAGGUUUUGCUAAGUUUUGAUUUUGCGACCGAGAGUUUUAGUCGUGUAUGUCGUCUUCCGGUGCCAUUUGAGGAUUGUGAUUGGAUAAUUCUAUCAGUAGCUAGAGAAGAACAACUCUCAAUGUUACAUCAAAACUAUCGUACAUCAAAGAUGGAUAUUUGGAUGGCUAAUAGCAUUGAUGAUACCUUGUCGUGGAAGAAAACAUUUAGUGUGGAGUUAAUAAUUCCCGCUAAUUCUUCUUUUUAUUUGAUCGAUGAGGAGAGAAAAGUGGUCGUGUGUUGUAACGUAAGGCAUUCUAACGACCACAUUGUUAAGAUUAUAAUAGGAGAGGACAACGCAUAUUACACUGAACACCCUACUGUAACAUCUAAAAGUUGGACGGAGCGUUCAUGCAUAUUCAAUUAUGUUCCAAGUUUGGUUCGAAUCCAGUAA
Capsella rubella is the source of this 993-nucleotide messenger RNA. Its product is annotated as putative F-box protein At3g22710. Gene Ontology annotation, molecular function: protein binding. The transcript has 3 exons. The coding region runs from base 1 to 993 and encodes 330 amino acids. NCBI's taxonomy places the organism in Eukaryota, Viridiplantae, Streptophyta, Magnoliopsida, Brassicales, Brassicaceae. The record is from RefSeq and is a predicted model, not a curated record.